Messenger RNA from Linum trigynum, 765 nucleotides. Lineage: Eukaryota; Viridiplantae; Streptophyta; Magnoliopsida; Malpighiales; Linaceae. The record is from the annotation of a GenBank genome assembly.
AUGCUCGGUCGUCUGGCAGCCACGCGCCUCCUGGAGAUCCGUCAAGCUUUCCGGCGAGCUGCUCAGACUUCCCGUUCCUUCUCAACUGCUCUGAACUAUCACAUCGAUUCGCCGGAUAACAAUCCGGACAUGCCAUGGGAGUUCAAUUCCCAAAACCAGGAGAAGGUUAAAGAGAUAAUAUCUCAUUACCCAUCCAACUACAAGCAAUCUGCAGUAAUUCCCCUGCUAGAUCUAGCACAACAGCAGCAUGGAGGAUGGCUCCCAGUUUCAGCUAUGAAUGCGGUGGCUAAGGCUAUUGAAGUUGCUCCAAUCCGUGUCUAUGAAGUGGCAACAUUUUAUUCCAUGUUCAACCGAACACCAGUUGGCAAGUACCACCUUUUAGUUUGUGGAACAACACCAUGCAUGAUCCGUGGGUCUCGAGAAAUUGAAGAUGCACUGCUGAAACACUUGGGAGUGAAGCGCAAUGAAGUAACAAAGGACGGUCUUUUCUCUGUUGGUGAAAUGGAAUGUAUGGGAAGCUGUGUAAAUGCACCUAUGAUUACUGUUGCAGAUUACUCUAAUGGAUCAGAAGGAUACUCGUAUAAUUAUUAUGAAGACGUCACUCCAAAACGAGUCGUGGAGAUAGUUGAGUUGCUGAGAAAGGGGGAAAAGUUGCCACCUGGAACUCAAAACGCAAAACGUAUCAUGAGUGGACCAGAAGGAGGCAAUACUACUCUGCUCACUGACCCAAAACCUCCUCCAUGCCGUGAUCUUGAUGCAUGCUAA